GGCCGAAUCUGGUUGCGGUUCACCCUCCCCAGUGGCAGCAGCUGGGAUCUACCAUCAUCAUUAGCAAUCCAGUAGAAAGCAGCAAGACAUUUUACCCAGAGCUGGAUGAGCAUCCCGAAGUGCCUAGCGGCAUGUGGCAGCCAGGAGUGGCAUCAACCGGUACAUGGUGAGAUGGGCGUGAACUGAGGUGCAGAUGCAUGGGCAUGGAUCCUAGGAAAGUCCUCAGGGACCCCAUUUCGGCCACGGCAGCACACGGCCUCUCUGGGCAGCCAUCCCUUUCUUAUAAAACCCCAAUGGAUGGGCCAUCACCUCGAGACCCCCACACUGCCGCCGCUUCUGAUUCUUCUUCUCCCGCUCUUCCCCAGAAACACCACGUCCUGACCCACGGGAGGCCAAGGUUGGACAGACAGCCUCAGCAGUCCGGGGAAAGACGCAGACGUCAGGUCCCGUGCAACUAUUCCAUCCAUCGCACCGCAUCGACGACAGCAACCCUCAACAAGACCCCUCGACAGACCCCUCUUCGUCGCGGUCCUUCCCACCAAACCCCGUGCGGAUUACCACUCUGCUUAUUCUUUAGCCUUGUCUGUCUGAGUCCCUUGUCCCGCUACACUUUGCCUCUCUGAGUGCGCUACCCGCGGCCAGACCAGGAAACCGCAUUAUUUUACUGAAGAGGCCUUCUCCGACGCGCAGCGGCAUCUGGCGGGCUUGCUCUUGUUUUUUGCCUCCUUUGUUUGAAAAUAAUUUCACUUUUUUUUUUUUUUUGGUUCUGACGGGAGGCGCCGGUCACUUUACUUUUGCCCGCCGUGUUGAGCUUUGCCUGCCAUGAUAUCGUGAGCCUCGUCCCUAUUGGUUUCUUGGUGAGGUCGAGAGCGAGUCCCCCAACUCCACGAACACCUCUCUUUCCCCUCUCUGGCGCGUCUUUGAGCGACAUAUACAGCAGUCCAUACCACCACAAAAACCCACACCCUAUCGAUUCACAGCACGUCUGCCUAUACCUCGUGCCACCUCCAUCGAGCGUAUAUCUACUCCACAGAGCGGCCCUUCACCUACAUACGCACGCACUGUAUUGUAAGUCCCGCGGACCAUCCCGAUUCAUCACCCAUCGUCACACUUUGCCAGCCGGGCAUUUCGGAGAUUCACUCGGGACCUUCCCCAGUAUUCCUACCCCGGAUCUGUGUGACUGAACAAGAGCUACUCAUUCAACCGUGCAGCCCAAUCAGUGCCGGUGUCUUCCGAUUGGAAAAUCACCUCUGCGAGAGAACAUGGCUUCUGUUCUCGCAUCCCAGCCAAGUGAAAUCAAACCUCCAGCACCACCGGCGCGAACUAUGCAGUCCAUGCCCCCUCAGCAGGAGCUCACGCCUCCUGAAAACAUAAAACAGGAGCACGAAGACCAUGAGAGAGGCCGCACACGUAGCCGAUCUGACGACAAAGAUGUGGAUGGUCUCGAUCUAGAUGAUGCCGAGGAUGGCGGGGAUGGUGCUCACUCGUCCAACUCGGAAGGCCCCGCGCGGAAACGUAGGCGAAGCCGGAAGGGCCAGGAGAAGAAGUUUGAGUGUCCUGAGAAGGGUUGCGGGAAGAGCUACUCGAGGGCAGAGCAUCUCUACCGCCAUCAGCUCAACCAUAACCCGAAGCAAGUGUACAAGUGCGGCAUCGGUGACUGCCAGAGGACCUUCGUCCGGCUCGAUCUUUGCAAUCGUCACAAGGACCGACACACGGCAAAGGGGUCUGCUCUCAACCGGAAAGACUCGCUGAUGAGUCAAGCCUCACCCAUCACAGAUAACCGAUCUCCAUUUAUGACGGCGGGCUCUGCCUCUCCUGAAGUCAACAGGCCAGGCACGGCAUACAACAAGGGCCGGGCUUUGACCAUGCAAUUUCAGUCUCCAAAGAACGGCAUGCCGUACAGUCCAAUGGGCAACACGCCACCGGCUGGCUAUCCAAACGGAGGAUCCAAUGGUCCCGUCGACUACAUGCACCACGACCAUAACAACUACGGGCAUAUGUCUCAACGACAGCCACUUCAUUCUCCAGGCGGUCCUCAACGGCCUUCCAUUCAGACCAGCGUUGGUCCUUACGGCGUUUUAUCACCUGUUUCGAACCAGCCAGGAUACCACAGCCAGCCAUCGGGAACUCCCCAGUCGGCGGGCGGGAUGUCCUAUGUUCCACCACAAAACUUCCCUCCAUUCAGUCUGCCGCCAUCCGAGUUUCCUACUUCGUCAGCCGGGGGUGUUGAUCGUGAAGAACAGCAGCAGGCGUAUGCGCCACCGACCUCGACCGAAUACAAUGAUCAGCAUCAGCAGCCAGGAGGUGAAAUGAUGUUGCUUGAUCAAAUGGCCAUGCCUCAAACAAUGCCCGUGUUUGGCAGCGACAGCAUGUUGAACAAGUCGCCUUAUGUCGGCAUGCCGGAGGAUUUCAUGGCGUACCUGUUCAACACCGCACACACGGAUGGUUCUCCAAUGGCUGUGCCGAUUCAAGGGGGAGGGUACAACUAUGGGGAGUUCUCCAGCCAGUUUAGUGUGCCUUACUACGGCAAUGAUCCAAGCCAGAUGGGCUACUUCCCACCUUCAACAGCACCACAGCAGAUCAUGUCCGUCACUAACCUUUUGGAUCAAAACCUCCCCGAGUCGGUCAUUUCAGACGAGAAGAGCGCCGAGAUCUUCGAGUUUAUCAAGGAAAGAUUCCACGAAAAUGGCCAGGCGCCAGUCGAGCGGCAACGCGAAGGCAUCCUCGAAGGCGAUCGCAACGACGACUCACACAUGCUCAGCCGCAAGAUGAUGCAGGCGUACAUCGGCUCGUACUGGGUUCACUUUAGCGAUCAGGUUCCCAUUUUGCAUAAGCCGACCUUCUCCCCAGAAAAGACGCCGAAUCUGCUGUUGAUUGCCAUGAUGACGAUCGGUGCCGCCUGUCUUGACAAGACUCACGGUCAGAAGGUGACCAAAGCUGGUGCCCAGCUCUCCAACUUUUUGGCGUGGCAUCUCAGGUGGGAAAUGUUCCAGGAUCCCAACUGCCGGCCGCCGGCGAAGCUGUGGGUUUUCCAGACGCUCCUCCUGCUCGAACUAUACGAAAAGAUGUACUCGACCCGCGAGCUUCACGAGAGGGCACAUAUUCACCAUGCCACUACCAUCACUCUCAUGCGUCGCGGGCGAGCCCUCAUCGGCAAGUCCGCUUUGGAUUCGCCACCGAAUCCCAGAGAUGACAAGACCAACGGCUCCAGACACUCGUCGACAUCGGGUAUGGCGCACACUCCGAGCGAGUGGUGGAACCACUGGAUCGCUGGCGAGUCGACGCGGCGCGCAGCCUUUGCCGCCUUUGUUAUCGACUCUAUUCACGCCACCAUGUUUGGACAUUCCACCGUCAUGGUGGCCCACGAGAUGCGCCUGCCGUUGCCUUGUGACGAUAAGUUGUGGAAGGCCACAAGCGGUGCCGAGGUGGGCAGGAUCGAGUCACAGCUCUUGGCUGUGGGCAACAAGCCGGUCGCCUUCUUGGAAGGUCUCAAGCGGACACUGAGCGGCCACGAGGUGCAGACGAACUCGUUUGGCCGCACCAUUCUAAUGGCCGGCUUGCUCAGUGUCAGUUGGCACAUGAACCAGAGAGAUCUUCAAGUCAACUCUCUCGGCGGCCCGGUCGGACAAGCUCUCGGCGGGCGGGACAAGUGGCGGGCUACCUUGACGAGGGCUUUCGACUCGUGGAAGGGCGACUUUGACAAGACGUUGUUCAAGCGCGGCGAGGCGUCGGCCGACCCCUAUUUUCACACACCCGACCACAGCGAAGCCAAUGUCGUGUUUGAGAGCCGGAUCGUCCUCCACCACCUGGCCCACAUGGCCAUGCACGUGGACAUCGUCGACUGCCAGAUGCACGCGCGAGCAAAGAGAUUGCUCGGUCGAGCGAUUGGGCAGCAGGAUGUCUCCAGCGCUUCGAAGCGGAUGAGAGAGUGGGCCCCGACGGCAAAGGCGCGCGACGCGACGUACUACGCCCUCAAGUUCCUGAACUCGGUGCUCCAGCCUGAUCGAGUGGCGACUCCCAGCUCCAACGGAUACGGCCGGUACGACGAGAUUUACUCGGCCCGCGACGACGUCCUGCUCAACAGGCCCUGGGUUCUCUACUUUGCCGCUCUGGUGGUGUGGUGCUAUGGGUUUGCUCUCGAGGGACCCAGCCCGGAAACGCCUGUGCCGACCACUCAGCAGGACAAGGUCCGUCAGAUGCGGGAGUACCUGGCCAAGUAUGGCAACCCGGCGUCGCCAGAGGAGCUCAAGACUAUGAAGGGGAUCAGCCACAACACGUCUAUGCUGAUGAUUUUGAAGGACACCUUUGAGGUGACGAGGUGGCAGCUGCUCCACGAGGGUGCUACUCUGCUGAGCAAUUGUAUUAAUCUGAACAUGGGGCAGAUGCAUUAGCUGGUGUGGUAAUUUACACACAUACGGGAAGGUUAACUGCUUUUGUUGGGGUUGUAUAGGGGUUUCUCGCAGAGGCCUAUCAUCUUGCUUGCUAGGUGUUUGCCAGAGACGGAGGGAGUGUGGGGUGGCUGUUUAUGAUCUUUGAGACGGGUUUAUACUGUUAUUGCGAAAACACAUGGAGGGACACUUGGAAGGGAAUGAGGGGGGCCUAUUAUUAUGAAAAUUAGGCAUAGCAUACUAAAACGGAAAGUCCCAACGGAAAGGGGCUUGAUGAGGGUGGUGAGGAGGGAGGCAUACGGGGAGGAAAGCAUAUACCUACGUGGUCAGGUCAAGCGAGAACAUGGAGGGAGGGGGGGGGGCAUAUUACUACUUCAAACAACAUUCACACGCACAUCGAGUUUUUUCUUCUUGUUGAGCUCCUUUUUAAAACACUAUACCCCUUAUUUUUUAUGUUGAUAUUUUUUUUUUUUUUUUUGGUUUCUUUUUUGCUCAUGACCUGUUUUAUUGGGCGAUUACACAUAGCAUUUGACAUGAGAGGAAGAAGAAGAAAAACAAAUUGAUGAUACAUUUUGCCAUGCUGCUGCUUCUUAUUGUGGUCAAGGGCGAUGAGGAGGUGUAGGUAAGG
Podospora pseudocomata is the source of this 5016-nucleotide messenger RNA. RefSeq lists its product as uncharacterized. The transcript has 5 exons. Gene Ontology annotation, molecular function: DNA-binding transcription factor activity, RNA polymerase II-specific; zinc ion binding; RNA polymerase II cis-regulatory region sequence-specific DNA binding. Lineage: Eukaryota; Fungi; Ascomycota; Sordariomycetes; Sordariales; Podosporaceae. The record is from RefSeq and is a predicted model, not a curated record. Gene Ontology annotation, cellular component: chromatin. The coding region runs from base 1263 to 4391 and encodes 1042 amino acids. Gene Ontology annotation, biological process: DNA-templated transcription; regulation of transcription by RNA polymerase II.